This is a messenger RNA of Ahaetulla prasina, 1481 nucleotides long. It is a transcript of the gene OTUD6B, whose product is annotated as OTU deubiquitinase 6B. Gene Ontology annotation, biological process: protein deubiquitination. The transcript has 7 exons. The coding region runs from base 270 to 1241 and encodes 323 amino acids. The record is from RefSeq and is a predicted model, not a curated record. NCBI's taxonomy places the organism in Eukaryota, Metazoa, Chordata, Lepidosauria, Squamata, Colubridae. Gene Ontology annotation, molecular function: cysteine-type deubiquitinase activity.
CAGAAAUCCGGGCAGCGGGAGGAGGAUGGCAGAAAUAGUCUUUAAAGCUUUGCAGGGAAAACCUGUAUCCCGAAGCGAGCUGCUGCGCUAUGUUGGCAAGACACGCUGACCCAGGAUUUGCUCCACCCAGUUUUUUCUCCCCAGAUUAAUAGCCUGCUUUUUUCCAGGGUGGCAACUUCUAGAUGACCGUGGCUGGUUUCCCCAAAACUUAAUAGGUUGAAUCAGGUUAGCAUUUGGGAUGAGAGCCUAUAAGGAAACCACGGGGUUAGAUGGGAAACACGUCCAAAAAGAAGGCAGGUAAGGUUGGCAAGAUGAUGACAUGGGCAUGUCAAACCUGGACACAACGUGAAGGACAUCAUAUCUUGUUUCGUCCGGGAGCUCAAGUUGGUACAUACAGCAUUUCCUCUUCAAUGGAGGAACAGGUAGCCAAAAUCCAAGGAAUGAAAAAUACUGUUCCAAAGAAUGAUAAAAAGAGAAGAAAACAGCUGCUGGAUGAUGUUACCAAGCUGGAGUCUGAAUUGGAAGAGAAGCACAAAGAAGAACUAAAGAAGCUAAAAGAAGCAUUACCUGAACAGAAUAAAGAAUAUUUGGCAAGUCUAAAUAUUGCAAAACUGGAGAUUGAGACCAGAGAACAGACCCAGCCUGCUAGAAUAUCAAAAGCACAGAAGAGGCGGGAUAAAAAAGCAGCUCUGGAAAAGGAAAGAGAAGAAAGAAUAGCAGAAGCUGAGAUAGAAAAUUUAACAGGUGCCAGGCACCUUGAAAGCCAGAAACUUGCAAACAUUUUAGCCUUAAGGCAAUUGGAAAUUAAGCAAAUCCCAUCUGAUGGUCAUUGCCUGUAUAGAGCUAUUGAAGAUCAGCUCAAAGAGCAACAAAACUUGUGGACAGUUUCAACACUCAGAAGUCAGACUGCAGAAUAUAUGGGAAGUCACGUGGAUGACUUUCUUCCAUUUCUGACAAACCCAAAUACGGGAGAUUUGUACAGCCAAGAGGAAUUUGAAAAAUACUGUUCCGAUAUAGCAAACACUGCUUCAUGGGGUGGUCAGUUAGAACUAAGAGCUUUAUCACAUAUCUUGCAAACACCAAUUGAAGUAAUUCAGAUGGAUUCCCCUCCUAUUAUUGUUGGUGAAGAAUACAGUAGGAAACCACUAAUACUUGUGUACAUGAGACAUGCGUAUGGAUUAGGUGAACAUUAUAAUUCUGUAAAAACUCUUUUAGAGAACACUGCAGAAAAUGAAAGCUAAUACACAGUUCAACAGAAGACAUGAAUGAUGGCUACAAUUUUACUAAGUGUCUCUAUAUAGGUCUUAAAAUGAAUUCUCAAUUCUUUAAUAAGGCAUACAGGGUUAUACAAACACACACAUAUAUGAUAUGUGUGUCUGUAUAUAUGAGAUCUGUUAUCAGCACUACUCCGUUUAAAUCAUGUUUUUUUUAAAAAAUUCUGCCGUGUUUCUAAUAUAUCUCACAAUAAACUGUGGGUUAUA